AUGAGAUACAUUUGCCUGCUUGUCUCAGUGGUGGGCCUAGCCCUGGCCACGCCCAGUCUGCGCAGCGCCUCGGAGCCGGCCAAGAUAUUGGAGUCGCUGAACAGUAUGCGACAGAACAGCUUCCUGGACUGGAUCAUAUCCGUGCUGGGUCCGGACUACCCUGAGACGGGCGUGUCGCCCGCCAAGCGGGAGUGCCCGGCCUGUGGCUGCGGCAACAUCAAUACGCGCCAUCGCAUCGUCGGCGGGCAGGAGACGGAGGUGCACGAGUAUCCCUGGAUGGCCAUGCUGAUGUGGUUCGGCAGCUUCUAUUGUGGUGCCACGCUGGUCAACGAUCAGUACGCCCUGACGGCGGCCCACUGCGUCAACGGCUUCUACCAUCGGCUGAUCACGGUGCGCCUGCUGGAGCACAAUCGGCAGGACAGCAAUGUGAAGAUCGUGGACAGGCGAGUGGCUCACGUGCUCGUCCAUCCCAACUACAGCACACUCAACUUCGACAGCGACAUUGCACUCAUCCGGUUCAAUGAGCCCGUGCGUCUAGGCAUCGACAUGCAUCCCGUUUGCCUGCCCACGCCCACGCAGACCUUUGCUGGCCAAACGGCAGUGGUCACCGGCUGGGGCGCUCUCAGCGAGGGUGGGCCCAUCUCCGAUACUCUGCAGGAGGUUGAGGUGCCCGUGCUGUCGCAGGAGGAGUGCCGUGAGACCAACUAUGGCGCCGACAAGAUCACCGACAACAUGAUCUGUGCCGGCUACGUGGAGCAGGGCGGCAAGGACUCCUGCCAGGGCGACAGCGGCGGACCCAUGCACGUGAUUGACGAGAAGCAAACCUAUCAACUCGCUGGCAUCGUCUCCUGGGGCGAGGGCUGCGCCAAGCCCGGCUCACCCGGCGUCUACACGCGCGUGAGCAACUUCAACGAGUGGAUAGCGGCCAACACGCGCGACUCGUGCGCCUGCAGCCAG
Drosophila navojoa is the source of this 957-nucleotide messenger RNA. RefSeq names its product trypsin-1. The record is from RefSeq and is a predicted model, not a curated record. Gene Ontology annotation, molecular function: serine-type endopeptidase activity. Lineage: Eukaryota; Metazoa; Arthropoda; Insecta; Diptera; Drosophilidae. Gene Ontology annotation, biological process: proteolysis.